CGUCCUCACGAGUGAUGCCGAUGACGGACUCUUUAAGUUACCAAACACUGGCAGCUUGCAAAACGUAAUCCGAAAAAAAAAUUGACGUUUGUGCGUCACUGAAAUGGCGCAUCGAGACGUGUUGAUGUAAACAAAAAUUGUGCAAACACAUAACUCUGGAAGUUUAGUGCUGUUAGGAGUGAAUAAAACAAAUAAAAAAAUUGUGCAAAAUGACGUCGCGUUCGAAGGAAAAAGUAGCAGCUGCGUUUAGGAAGCUGUUUCGGUCUCCGGAAAAACUGGACAAUGAUGGAGCCGGGCCGAGCGGGUCCCCGGCCAGGCGCGGGCUACUACGGCGACACAGAGACGGUGUGAGUCCAGCAGAAGCGGCCAGCCACCCCGGCAGCCCGUCACCCGCCGCCCUCAGCAAGAAGGGCGCCGGUGCGAGCGACGUGCGCGAGCGCGCGGCCGCCGCCGCCGCGGUGCGCACGCGACGGCUCAUGAAGGAACUCAAAGAAAUACAGCGGUUACAGGAAAGCCGCUCUGACCCUUUGUUUACGGUGGAGCUGGUAAACGACAACCUGUUCGAGUGGCACGUGCGGCUGCACCAGAUCGACCCCGAGAGCGAGCUGGCGGCGGACCUGCGCGAGCUGCACAUCCCCAACAUCCUGCUGCACCUAGUCUUCCCAGAGAACUUCCCCUUCGCGCCGCCCUUCAUGCGGGUCAUCGAGCCCAGGAUAGAAAAGGGAUUUGUUAUGGAAGGCGGCGCGAUCUGCAUGGAACUCCUAACGCCGCGCGGCUGGGCGUCAGCCUACACCGUGGAAGCCGUGGUGAUGCAGUUCGCGGCGUCGGUGGUGAAGGGGCAGGGGCGCGUGGCGCGCGCGCCGCCGCGGCCCUCGCGCGAGUUCUCGCGCCGCCGCGCCGAGGAGGCCUUCCGCUCGCUCGUCAAGACCCAUGACAAAUACGGAUGGGUCACGCCGGCGCUGUCCGACGGUUGAACGCUAUGUCCAAUUUCCAGCUGACUACAGACAGCCGAAAUGCAGAUUAGAUCUCUAUUAGUUAAUUAAUCGGAUAUAAUUUUAAAAGUAUUCUCAUUACUUAGUGCAAUUUUUAAUAAAGCUGUGUCGUUAGAUGACUGUAUAUCCCCUUAGCCAAGUUUUCGUGUCGAAGCGAACACAAUGAUUGAUCAGUGUUUUCAUGCUUCAAUUAAUGUAAUUAAGUAUUAUCCUUAUAGUUAGGUUACGAUAAAUAUAUUGUGAGCGGUGCAAUGUCUUAUACAAAAUUGCUAACAAAAACGGUCGAUAUUUUAUUUGUAGAUACCAAGAAAAAUAGACGGGUAUUAUCACACUUUUGUUACCUACCAUCAGGACAUUGGUGACUGACAGGCCAAUUCGAGUUCGUCACAAUCGUCGGUGGCUUUCAAUGUAGAAUGAGUGACGAAAGCAGAAUAGGACUAAUUUCAGAACUUGACGAAAAACGAAUGGGACGACCCAAGACGAUACCACUACGUCAAAUCUUUUUAAGUCAGUACCUAUUGUAAGAAUUUUGCAUGUGCCGAUUACCUGCGUAUCGCUCAAAAAUACUUAUGUAUAUUAAGCUAGAGUCUAGCUGCUAGACCAACAUAUUUUUUACUGUUUUGUAAAUUGAAAAAAAUGUGCCAAACUACGACUGUACAUAUAGAUAAUACUGGCGUCUGCAUACAUUUUAAAUCCAGAGAACUCUUACAGCGCGCCUAAUACUCUCAUACUAAAUUUACUAAUGGUAAUUAUAAUUCUAAAAGGAAAAUUUCACUUCUAUUGUAUCUUAGAAAAACAAAUCUAGUUCGAUGUCUAGCUGUCUGUCCUAGGUAUAAAUUAAAAGAUAAAAACAUCAAGAAACUCAAAAUUAUAAUGUUAUAUUAUUUGAUUGGUCAAUCAAGCAAAGCAGUAUAACGUUUUAAAGGAAAUGUUUCCGUCCCAACGUCAUUUAAACACUUGAUAUUGUAGAUAAAUUAGUAUUACUAUUUAAAAUCCAUUCCAGCAGAAAAUAGGAAGAAUUGAGCACUUGCGUGAUGAUUUGUUAUAUUUAUAUCAAACAACAUAUUGAAAAAACUAAGACAUUGAAAGUACAUACCGGGUGUGGCCUGUAACACGAGCAAAUAAUUCAAACAUAGAGUGUACUCCUCAAACGGUGACACCUUUUAGGCCAAGCAAUAAGUUACGGGGUCAAAAAUUGUGUUCCUAGCAUUUCCCUCUACAACGUUUUUUGAGCAUUCAUUUCCUGACCUAUUUUUCAACAAUUUUUAAAAUUUAUGAAGUAUUUAGACUCUCUAUUUUUCAUACAAAAUAAAUAUUAUCUUCAAUGGACGCCAUCGCCACGCCAUAUCAUUGUGAUUGACGUUGCUUGUCACGCCUUAAACAUAACAAAAUUCGCGAUACAUUGCGUCUUAGUUUUAACUUUAAAGUGUAUUAAAAUCAAACCACAAGUUAUUUUUAAAAGUCGCUGAACAUGAAUGUUGGUCAGUAUAAGGAGUACAGCCUACAGUUUAAAUUUUUGCUCAUAUUACAGGCCACACCCGGUAUAUUUUGAUUGACGUAUUUGACGUGAUUCAAAUAAAUAUACGUCCAAAUAUAAUUUUGACAUGUUUUUGCUCAGUUUUAAUUAUAGCAAUAUAACCCAUUACCCUACAUAAUAAAUUCCAAAAAUGACUCAAACUUAACACCAAAAAUAAAACGUCAUUUCUAUAAGCACUAUGAAAAUAUAAUUAUAUUCCUUUAAAUUAUAACGUAAUUUCGCGUAUAUAUUUUAUACACCUACGCUUUGAAUACUAUGAUUUACUUUACGUCUGUAUUGUAGUUAUUAUUUAAUUAUAUGAGUGGUCAAGUGCUCAAAUUAGUAGAUAUUUUGGAAAAAAAACUUGAAACUAAAGGCUUGUGGUAACUUAAAAUUUUAUUAUUAAAUUAGAUACAAAUACGCGUAAAUGUAUGUAAUUUAGAAAAUAUUUCUUGAUGUUGUUGAUUUGUUCUGUAAACCAAAGAUGUUUAUUUUUAUGUAAUAUUCCAAUGCAGUGCAAAAUGUGUAUUUAUACCUGGAUUAUAUGUACAAUGUUAUAUGGGUGUAAUAAAUUACAUGCUCAAAAUA
Cydia fagiglandana is the source of this 3096-nucleotide messenger RNA. Its product is annotated as ubiquitin-conjugating enzyme E2Q-like protein 1. Bases 210 to 974 code for a protein of 254 amino acids. The transcript has 5 exons. NCBI's taxonomy places the organism in Eukaryota, Metazoa, Arthropoda, Insecta, Lepidoptera, Tortricidae. The record is from RefSeq and is a predicted model, not a curated record.